Molecule: messenger RNA, 207 nt
Organism: Diceros bicornis minor
Lineage: Eukaryota; Metazoa; Chordata; Mammalia; Perissodactyla; Rhinocerotidae
Source: the annotation of a RefSeq genome assembly
AUGCCACAACUAGACACAUCAACAUGAUCUAUCACAAUUAUAUCAAUAAUCAUUACCCUAUUCAUCAUAUUCCAACUAAAACUUUCAAAAUACUCCUACCCUUCAAACCCAGAACUGAAAUUAACUAAAACACCAGCACAUACAAUACCCUGAGAAUCAAAAUGAACGAAAACUUAUUUGCCUCUUUCACUACCCCAACAAUUAUAG